ACUGAUCUUGUUUUCCAGGCAAGACAAAUCUACCCCAUAUUGUUGGAAGAAUGCCAAAGAUCAUUAACCCCGCCGAUCUAUUAAAAACACACUUGACUGGUGUAAUAGACCAUGGUCAUCAGAAAUUCACCAUAUAUAUUGAUAUCAACCAGUAUCCUCAUGAUCCAAAUUUGACUAUGAAUAUCCUUUUGAAAAAGCUUUUACAGUUGACACAUGACAAUGGUAAUGUACUACCAAGAGUUUUGUAUCUGCAAGCUGACAACUGCUGGCGUGAAAAUAAGAACAGAUAUGUGAUGGCAUUUUUUGAGUUGUUAGUUAUGGAAAAUAUAUUUGAUGAGGUUCAUAUUUCCUUUUUGUUUGUUGGGCAUACACAUGAGGAUGUUGAUGCAGGUUUCAGUCGAAUAGGAGAAUUCUUAAGAAGAAAUGAUGCAGAAACAGUAGAAGAUCUGCUGAAUACUAUUCCAAAUUCAGAACUUCUAAAUAACAUGUUCGAUAUAAAGUCUUGGUUAGAACCACACUUAAAUUUAGUCUCCAAACAUACAGCUCAGCACCAUUUUAAAUUUUCCAAGCAGUCUGGAAAAGUAAUUGUUGAGUACAAGCUCCACCAAGCAGAGGAAUGGUCAAAGCAAGAAACUACAUAUCUCUUUAAAAAGCCAGAUGGAAAACCAAAAAUUUUGAAAGCAGAUGUUACAAAAUUAGAUUUUGAAAGACUGCAAAAAUUGAUAAAUUCAAUGACUUUCAUGUUUAGCGACAACUCCAAAAAAAAGUGGUGGGACAGAUUCCUUAAAGAAAAAUGCAUAAUAAAAGAUUCUGGUAGAAAACUUUGGAUUGAUGACCUGCCAAGGCAGGCUGCUAUUGUGAGACAAGUUGACAAUAUAGAUGUAAUUCCAGAGACGAUCAAAAGGAUGAUAGUGAAAGAGACAGAGCCUGUGAAGAUUGUAUCAAAAGAAAAAAAUCAAGUGAAACAGAAAAGUAAAACAACGUCAUUUCAAAGGAAAAGAAAAACAGGUAGACAGAGGACAUGCUAUAGAUAUGAAAAACAACAAUGUCAAAUACCACUGGAUGGAGAAAUCAAAAGACAGAUUUGGCAUAACAUACUACAAGACCUGUUAGACUACAUUUUGCCCACAGCUAUAUUGUUGCUUUUCAUUUUGCUCUUGUUUUUCAGUUAUUUGCAUAGUUAUUCAAUAUUUUAUGUUUUGAGUUUAAUUGUUAAAUUAUGGAUGACAGUUUUGAUUUCGCAUUUAGGGGUAAUAUCCAAGCAUAUCAAUAGUGAUAUAUCUUUUUUCUGCCACAGUGCACCGUGGUAUGAAAACUGCAUUGAACAAUUGACUUGAAUGUUGCAUAACAUAUUGAAAUGAUACCAUAUUAACAGAAAAAUAUGAAGCAAAAAAAAAUCACUUAAAAGAAAGAAAGCUACAUAGAAGGUAGAAAACAUUUGGGGCUUGCUAACUUAGUUGAUGAGGUAAAUUCAGCUGGAGAUAACUUUAAAACAAGAUCAUAGUGACCCCCAUUUUUUGUUAAAAGCUUGAUUGUUUAGACAGCUCAAAGUGUAUUAAAAUUCUGGUUUACAUUUUGCCUAACUGUUGUAAAUGCGUUUAAUUGUCCUUUAUUUUUCUAAAACACCACUUUUAAGAAACAUGUGAUCUUUGUUUUAUGUUGACCGAAGAAGGGGGAUUGUCAUGUUAUGUUUAAACAUAAAAUAUUUUAUUUGUUUUAAAACAUGCGAAAAGGAGGAUGCAUUUUCAUUGUUUUUAAACUUUGUUCAGAGGCUAUCUGUUGUCAUUUUCAGUAACAUUAAACAGGAGGACUACAUAAUAUAUUUGCUUCUUAUAUAACAAUUAUUGUUUGUUUUGUUGCUCAACGUUUUUUUUAAAUUGAGGUAUUGUUACAGUCAUGUCAGCGUUUCUGCCCGCAAACUUGUACCUAACCCCGACCUUCAUUCAUAAAUGAUUGACCUUCAAGGUCAUAUGUUAUAAAUUGUGCUUGUUUUUCUGUGAUUUUUGGUAAUAUUAGAUGUAACUUUGUAAAUUUUUAAUGGAUCUUCCUAAAGGUUGCAUAUAUUUUGCAUAUAUUAAUCAUUUAGGAUAGUCCUUAAAGUGUACUAGACCAAUCUUGAUCUUUGCUCAUGAAUGACUUUGACCUAGAAGGUCAAAUUAUUGAAAUUUUCAAUAAUUUUGUUGCUGUAACUGGCUAUAAUUUUCUUAUUAUUGAUUGGAUUUGCUUCAUGUUAUUAUAUAAGAUUCUUUGAUAAGACCUUCAUGUAUAUUAAACUCAGAUUGACAUUGGCUCUUUUAUGACCUAAACCUUGAAGUAUAAAUUAUUGAAUUUUCUACCAUUUUUGCUAUAAUUGACUUUAAUUGGUAAUUUACAUAUGGGUUAUCUUCAUACUUUGACAACACAACAUUUUAGACAAGGCCUUCUAAAAGGUUUAAUUGACAUUGGCCAUGAGCUAUAAAUCACCUUGACCAUUAAGGUCAAAUUGUUAAAUUUCAGUGAAAUUGUCAUUAUAUAGUCAAGUGUCAUUAUAUAGUUAUUAUACCCCCACAAACGAAGCAUAAAACUAUGUGCUUUUUGAGAUGUCUAUAGAAAAUGUUAACUGCAUGAAAUGAUGGAGUGGAUAAGUCCGUCAUUUCGUUAAUUUUUCCUAAAGACUCUUUUAACAAAAUGCAUAGUCUUUGAUUUAAGUUAGAUUGAAAAAGGCGGACUAGUCCUCUUUUCCGUUUCAUAAUUUAUUUUUGAUUGUUGUAUUAAGGUGGAUUACCGUCAUUUCAAUUAACGUUUUCUAAAGACUCCUUGAUCUUUAUUUCAAGUUUAAUUGAAGAAGGCGGACUAAUCCUCCUUUAGUUUUUAUUUGAAUUAUUGUUUAAAGUUAGAUUAGUCCGUCAUUUUAUUAAUGAUUUCUAAGACUCCUUGAUCUUUAGUAGAGUUUAAUUGUAAAAGGCGGACUAAUCCUCCUUGAGUUUUUUUAGUUUGAUUAUUAUUUAAAAUUUGAUAAGUCUGUCAUUUUAGUUAAUGAUUUUUAAAGACUCCUUGAUCUUUAUUUCGAGUUUAAUUGGAGAAGGCGGACGAAUCUUCGAGUUUUUUUUAUUGUCUAAAGUUGGAUUAGUACGUCAUUUCAUUUAAUGAUUUCUGUAGACUCCUUGAUCUUUAUUUUGAGUUUCACUGAAAAAGGCGGACUAAUCCUCCUUCACGUUUUACAAUUUAGUUUUUUUUUGUUUUGAUUAUUGUAUAAAGGUGGCUGCGUCAUUUCAUUUAAUGAUUUCUGUAGACUCCUUGAUCUUUAUCUUGAGUUUCACUAAAAAAGGCGGACUAAUCCUCCUUCAUGUUUUACCAUUGAGUUUAUUUUUAGUUUGAUUAUUAUUUAAAGUUUGAUAAGUCUGUCAUUUCAGUUAAUGAUUUCUAAAGACUCUUGAUCUUUAUUUCGAGUUUAAUUGAGGAAGGCGGACUAAUCCUCCUUGAGUUUUCUUAUUGUCUAAAGUUGGAUAAGUCCGUCAUUUCAUUUAAUGAUUUCUAAAGACUCAUUGAUGUUUAUUUUCAGUUUCACUGAAAAAGGCGGACUAAUCCUCCUUCAUGUUUUCUUAUUGAGUUUAUUCUUGUUUUGAUUAUUGCAUAAAGGUGGAUUAGUCCGUCAUUUCAGUUAAUGAUUUCUAAAGACUCUUGAUCUUUAUUUCGAGUUUAAUUGAGGAAGGCGGACUAAUCCUCCUUGAGUUUUUUUAUUAUCUAAAGUUGGAUAAGUCCGUCAUUUCAUUUUAUGAUUUCUGUAGACUCCUUAAUCUUUAUUUUGAGUUUCACUGAAAAAGGCGGACUAAUCCUCCUUCAUGCUUUCUUGUUGAGUUUAUUUUUAGUUUGAUUAUUAUUUAAAGUUUGAUAAGUCCGUCAUUUCAGUUAAUGAUUUCUAAAGACUCAUUGAUCUUUAUUUCGAGUUUAAUUGAGGAAGGCGGACUAAUCCUCCUUGAGUGUUUUUGUUUUGAUUAUCGCAUGAAGGUGAAUUAGUCCGUCAUUUCAAUUAACGUUUUCUAAAGAUUAUUUUAUAAACAUCACGUCUUUGGUUUAAGUUACAUUGAAGAGGCGGACUAAUCCUCCUUCAUGUUUUAUAAUUGAGUUUUAAGUUUGAUUAUUAUUUAAAGUGGGAUAUGUCCACCAUUUCAGUUAAUGAUUUCUAAAGACUCUUGAUCUUUAUUUCGAAUUUAUUUGAGAAGGCGGACUAAUCCUCCAACAUGUUUUAUAAUUGAGUUGUUUAGUUUCGGUUAUUGAGUUAAAUUGAAGAAGGCGGACUAAUCCUCCUUGAGUUUUUAGUUUGAUUAUUGUUUAAAGUUUGAUUAGUCCGCCAUGCCAGUAAAUGGUUUCUAAAGACUCCUGAUCUUUAUUUUUAAUUUCACUGAAAAAGGCGGACUAAUCCUCCUUCAUGUUUUAUAAUUGAGUUGUUUAGUUUUGGUUAUUGUAUAAAGUUGGAUUAGUCUGUCCUUUUCAGUUUAUGUUUAGUAAAGACUCCUUGAAAAAUGCAAAGUAUUUGUUUUGACUUAGAUUGAAAAAGGCGGACUAAUCCUCCUUUUUGUUUUUAUAGUUUUUAGUUUUUUAUUUAUUGUAUAUAUUAAGGUGGAUUAGUCCGCCUUUUGAGUUAACAUUUUCUAAAGAUUAUUUGAAAAAUAUUACGUCUUUGGUUGCGAUUACAUUGAAUGAGGCGGACUAGUCCUCCUUCAUGUGUUAUAAUUGAACAUUUUAGUUUUGAUUAUUGUAUAAAAGUGGAUUAGUCCGCCAUUUCAGUUAAUGAUUUCUAAAGACUCUUGAUCUUUAUUUUGAGUUUCACUGAAAAAGGCGGACUAAUCCUCCUUCAUGUUUGAUUAUUUAGUUGUUCAGUUUUAGUUAUUGAGUUUAAUUGAAAAAGGCGGACUAAUCCUCCUUGCGUUUUUUAGUUUGAUUAAAGUUUGAUUAGUCCGUCAUUCCAGUAAAUGAUUUCUAAAGACUUGAUCUUUAUUUUUAAUUUCAAUGAAAAAGGCGGACUAAUCCUCCUUCAUGUUUUAUAAUUGAGUUGUUUAGUUUUGGUUAUUGUAUAAAGUUGGAUUAGUGUGUCCUAUCAGUUUAUGUUUGAAAAAUGCAAAGUAUUUGUUUUCACUUAGAUUGAAAAAGGCGGACUAAUCCUCCUUUUUGUUUUUAUAGUUUUUAGUUUUUUAUUUAUUGUAUAUAUUAAGGUGGAUUAGUCCGCCUUUUGAGUUAACAUUUUCUAAAGAUUAAUUGAGAAAUAUUA
Messenger RNA from Ruditapes philippinarum (Manila clam), 5248 nucleotides. RefSeq lists its product as uncharacterized. The record is from RefSeq and is a predicted model, not a curated record. The transcript has 6 exons. NCBI's taxonomy places the organism in Eukaryota, Metazoa, Mollusca, Bivalvia, Venerida, Veneridae. Bases 51 to 1337 code for a protein of 428 amino acids.